UACCUUGAAGUUUGAUUUUAAUUUAUUUCAAUUACAUGUAUUUGUUUAUUUGCUUAUAGCCUGCCUUCUUUCACACAUGAUUUGAGGCAGCCAAGCUUUAGCUUGUUCAAGACUUUAGGUGGUGUUCAAACCAAUGAAGACUGCAUUCCUUAAAUCUUCAAAGGGAAAAUAAGAAGUUGCCGAGUUAUGUUGCAAAAACAGAAGUAUCAUCUUUUCCACAUUACACAAAAAGUUAUUAACAAGAGUGAUUCAGAUAUUUCCUGCAAAAUCUGCUGUGAGCAAAUUCAUUACAGACCCACGUAGAUUGAACGGCUUACCCACGUCUUACAGCUAAAUAUAUUAGAAGGAAGAAGAAAUAGAACCAGAAUUUUGCUCCAGUGCUAUCUGACUACACUGAAGGAGGGAGAAUCUCUAGUUGGAGUCUCCACCAACAUGACCCUUGGAUAUCUUGAAUUUUUACUUUGCCACAGAGAAAGUGACUGACUGCUUCUUGAAGCCUGCUGGGUAAAAGAAAAGUCUCAGUUAUUGAUGGUCACUGGAAUGAUGAAUCUCACUCAAUUUAGUGUUUUUACAAAUCGAGACCAUAUGAAAGAUCUCCGAAGGUACCUGACAUUCAAAUAUGUCCAGUAUCUAGUCCUACCUUCUCCAAACAUCAUCGUCACUCUGCUGGGAUUGUUUGCCAGUGUGUAUGUCACACUGAUAUUAACAUUACCUUUUGUAUCCAGAAAAUCUACUGCAGUAUUUAUUAGUAACAUAGCUCAGGCAGACAUCUUAGUGGGUUGUAGCAUCUUUUCUGCCAUGAUUCAAGAUGUGAUAAAGAGUGAAAUAUUAUCAUAUUCUGUUCAAUCAACCUUGAGGCAGAAUUUACAGAUUGCAAAUGUACAUAUCAGUUCUCUUUUACUCAGCUGUGUUAGCCUUGAAGCCUUUCUGAUCACUUUUCUUCCAGUAGAGACACGCCACAUAAGAACAGUGAGAUGUGCCAAGGUGGCUUCUAAGAUCAUCUGGAUUGCCAUAAUUAUUGAGUGCUUCCUUUAUCAAAUGGAGUGCUUCAAACACCUUAGCAUCUCUUAUUUUGACACACACAGGCACGUUUUGCUGUUGCUAAAUUACUGUUAUGGAGCCACAAAACUGCUGAAAUCAGUUGUUUAUCCAAUUGGACUACUUUUAAGGAUCUUCAAUGUGUACCUCUUUUAUAAAAUGUAUUUCCGUGUUUUACCUUAACAAUACCUGUGAUGGUUAAUUAUGUCUCAACUUGGCUAGGUAUAGUGCCCAUUUUUUUUUUGUUCAAACAUUAAUCAAGAUGUUCUUGAGAAGAUAUUGUGUAAAUGUGAUUAACAUUUAUGGUUUUAAUAAAGGAGAGUAUCUAAAA
Molecule: messenger RNA, 1369 nt
Organism: Marmota flaviventris (yellow-bellied marmot)
Lineage: Eukaryota; Metazoa; Chordata; Mammalia; Rodentia; Sciuridae
Product: lysophosphatidic acid receptor 6-like
Biological process (GO): positive regulation of Rho protein signal transduction; phospholipase C-activating G protein-coupled receptor signaling pathway
Cellular component (GO): plasma membrane
Molecular function (GO): G protein-coupled receptor activity
Source: RefSeq, a predicted model, not a curated record